Molecule: messenger RNA, 3497 nt
Organism: Tachyglossus aculeatus (Australian echidna)
Lineage: Eukaryota; Metazoa; Chordata; Mammalia; Monotremata; Tachyglossidae
Gene: TBC1D10B
Product: TBC1 domain family member 10B
Exons: 9
Coding region: 7-2556 (849 amino acids)
Source: RefSeq, a predicted model, not a curated record
CGCGCCAUGGAGACGGGCCUGGUGGCCCCCCCACGCCGCCAUGGGGCCUCAGCGGCCCCCUCGCCACCCCCUCGAGGCCCCCGGGCCGGGCCCGUGCUGGUGGUGGCCCCCGGGCCCCCGGUGACCACCGCCACCUCCGCCCCGGUGGCCCUGGUGGCCCCCGGCGAGGCCAGGCCCGCCUGGCCCGCCUCAGCCCCGGCCUUGUCACCUGAGGCGACGCCCGCCAGGACAGGGCCGCCACCAGCCACGGGGACGCCCAGCACAGUGGUGGUCCUCACCCUGGAGUCGGUGACGUCGACCGGCGGCGGCGCCCGCGUGGCGGCCUCGAGGACGGACCAGGCCCCGGGGUCGGGAGACGUCCGGGCCUCCACGAGAACGGUCCUCCCCGGCGGCGAGGCGACGUCAAGCGCGGCCAUGGCGGAGGUUGGCGGCGAGGCGACGUCAAGCGCGGCCACGGCGGAGGUUGGCGGCGAGGCGACGUCAAGCGCGGCCAUGGCGGAGGUUGGCGGCGAGGCGACGUCAAGCGCGGCCAUGGCGGAGGUUGGCGGCGAGGCGACGUCAAGCACGGCCAUGGCAGAGGUUGGCGGCGAGGCGACGUCAAGCACGGCCGCGGCGGAGGUUGGCGGCGAGGCGACGUCAAGCGCGGCCACGGCGGAGGUUGGCGUCGCCCCCGCCGCCCGGCCCGGCCUGUCCCCUCAGCCCUCCAGAGCCGUUCCCGGCGUCAAAGUGACCACCAAGCCGCCCGUCGCCCCCAAGCCGGCUUCGGGACCGGCGCUGGGCGGCCUCCGAGGCCCGGAAGAGCCCGGCCCGGCGGCCCCGGUGGCCGUGGUGACGGUGACGCCGGCCCCGGAGCCGGCCGAAGCGGUCCAGGACUUGGGCUCCACGUCCAGCUUGGGGCCCGGGAUCCCCGGCCCGCGAGGGCAGGCCCCGGAUAGCCUGAGCUACUUGGACUCCGUGAGUCUCAUGUCGGGGACCCUGGAGUCUCUGGUGGACGACGCCAGCUCCAUGGGUUCCGACUCGGAGAUCAACGGGCUAGCCCUCCGCAAGACGGACAAAUACGGAUUCCUUGGGGGCAGCCAGUAUUCGGGCAGCUUGGAGAACUCCAUCCCCGUCGACGUCGCUCGUCAGCGAGAGCUGAAAUGGCUGGAGAUGUUCAAUAACUGGGAUAAGUGGUUGUCUCGGCGCUUCCAGAAGGUGAAACUGCGUUGCCGGAAGGGGAUCCCCUCGUCCCUAAGAGCCAAGGCCUGGCAGCUCCUGUCCAACAGCCAAGAACUUCUGGAACAGAAUUUGGGGAAAUUUGAGGAACUAGAGCGAGCCGCCGGGGAUCCCAAGUGGCUGGAUGUGAUUGAGAAGGAUCUCCAUCGUCAGUUCCCCUUUCACGAAAUGUUCGCUGCUCGCGGCGGCCAUGGGCAGCAGGACCUGUACCGCAUCCUGAAGGCCUACACGAUCUACCGCCCGGACGAGGGCUACUGCCAGGCGCAAGCCCCCGUGGCCGCCGUCCUGCUCAUGCACAUGCCGGCCGAGCAAGCCUUCUGGUGCCUGGUGCAGAUCUGCGACAAGUAUCUUCCCGGCUACUACAGCGCCGGGCUGGAGGCCAUCCAGCUGGACGGCGAGAUCUUCUUCGCCCUGCUGCGCCGGGCCUCGCCCCUGGCCCACCGCCACCUCCGGCGCCAGUGCAUCGAUCCCGUCCUCUACAUGACCGAGUGGUUCAUGUGCAUCUUCGCCCGCACCCUGCCCUGGGCCUCCGUGCUGCGCGUCUGGGACAUGUUCUUCUGCGAGGGUGUCAAGAUCAUCUUCCGGGUGGCACUGGUGCUUCUGCGCCAUACCCUGGGCUCGGUGGAGAAGCUGCGCGCCUGCCAGGGGAUGUACGAGACCAUGGAGCAGCUGAGGAACCUGCCGCAGCAGUGCAUGCAGGAGGACUUCUUGGUUCACGAGGUGGUGACCCUCCCCGUGUCGGAAGCCCUGAUCGAGCGGGAGAACGCGACCCAGCUGAAGAAAUGGCAGGAGACCCGGGGGCAGCUGCAGUACCGGCCCUCCCGCCGCCUGCACGGCUCCCGGGCCAUCCACGAGGAGCGGCGCCGGCGGCAGCCCCCGCUCGGCCCUUCCUCCAGCCUCCUCAGCCUCCCGGGGCUCAAGAGCCGGGCCGCCCGCGGCGGGGCCGCCCCCUCGCCGCCCCCGCCCGCCCGCCGGGCCAGCGCCGGCCCCUUCCCGGGCCCCGUGGUCACCACCGCCGAGGGCCUGCGGCCCUCCCUCCCCUCCCCGACCGGGAAGAGUGUCCCCCUGGGCCAGGGAAAGGAGGCCAGGAAGCAGGAGAAGGAGCGGCAGAGGCAGGAGAAGGAGCGGCUGAGGCAGGAGAAGGAGCGGGAGAGGCUGGAGAAGGAGCGGGAGAAGCAGGAGAAGGAGCGGGAGAAGAAGCGGGAGAAGGAGCGGCAGAAGCAGGAGAAGAAGGCUCAGGGCCGGAAGGCGUCGCUCCGCCAGAAGCCCGAUGGGCCGCCGCCUCAGGAAGCGGGCGACGGGCCUUCCCCCGUCGGGGGCCAGCAGGACAGUUAUUUCUAGCCCCUUCCCCCUCUCCCUGACGGACUUCACCGCCCCUUCUCCCCCCGUUUCCCGCCCGCCCUCCUCCCCGGCUCCCCCUUCCCCACCGUUUCCCGCAGCCAACUACAUCCCAGACGUCCCUCAGCCGGGUGGGCCCGGUCGUAUUCCCCCCCCCCGCCGCCCCCAUCCCUCGCUCCAGUAUUUCCCCGUUGUCGGUGGCCAUCGCUGCUUCCUCUCCCCCCCCCCAACCCGCCGCACGGCUCCCGUUCGGCCCGGCUGCCCCGUCUCCGUGCCGUUUUCACGUCUUCGCUCCUGGCGGUGCGGGGCCGGGGGGAAGGGCCCCUUUAGGGGAGGUUUGGCUCUCCGGAUUCACACUCCUAGGAGCGACUCGGUCGUUCCCCUUCGGUGGAAGAAUGGCUCAACACUCCUUUUCUCCUGGCCUUAACCAGCUCCUCAGCUCCCCGUCCUCAAGCCAGACUCGGGGAGGGGGCCACGUGGGUACCCCCCUCUCUAUUUUUUAUAUAUAUAUAUAUAUCUCUCUGAUGUCUCUAUAUGUAAUUAUGUACACAGGACUCUGGGGACAUUGGGAAACAGAUCUCGGAUCUUUCUUCUUUGCUUCCCUCUCCCUCGUUUUGCUUGCAGGUUUAUUUAAGGGGACUGGCACUGGAUCGGAAGUGUCCCCAAACUCCGGCUUUACCGUUUUCUCGUCUCCCUGACCUCCUCUAUCCUGUUCCCCCCCCCACUUCCCUUUCUGGCCACCCUCGCUCGGUCGCCGCCGUGCGCGUCUCUUUCCCGUCGGAGUCGGAUUUCCCCUCCCUCCUCCCCGGGAGGGAAAGGUUGUUUACAGUCCGCCGCCCGUCUCGCCCUCCCCGCGCCUCUUCUACCUCCACCCGCCCAGGCCGCUCGCCCCCAGCCCACGUCGCGCUCUGUGGAACCGGGAAAGAACAAAACUGCUGUCGUGC